This is a messenger RNA of Zasmidium cellare ATCC 36951, 1794 nucleotides long. RefSeq lists its product as uncharacterized. The transcript has 3 exons. Gene Ontology annotation, molecular function: ATP binding; protein kinase activity. Bases 1 to 1794 code for a protein of 597 amino acids. Gene Ontology annotation, biological process: protein phosphorylation. Lineage: Eukaryota; Fungi; Ascomycota; Dothideomycetes; Mycosphaerellales; Mycosphaerellaceae. The record is from RefSeq and is a predicted model, not a curated record.
AUGGCUGACGAAUAUGAUGGGCACUACAGAGUCCCGGCAGGAUGUCUCGUCUUUCGAAGUACAGAUCAACCUGACUUUGAGAAUCAAUGUUUCAUAUAUCCACACCAAGAGCUUGAAUUCGGAAGACAGUACAUCCAAGGGCAGCUCGUUAUUGAAGACAGAAGCAUCUCCAAGCACCACUUGCGUGUCCGCUGCAUCGGCUACGACGAUGGUGGUGAACACGGGGUAACGCCAUUGAUUUACGCACGAAUCCUUUCUGGCAACGCAGCUCUUCUCAUUCGAUAUGGGUUUGAUGCCCCUGCAGCCGGAGUUGACGUAAGCAGGGACGACGGUGAUGUCCUACUCAACCCGGGCGACCUUCUACGCCUGACGAACAAGAUUUCUGUUGAGCUCAGAACCAUCGAAGAUCAGGAAGUGAACCCAAAAGGCCUUGGUGAGAUCCAAAAGGCUGAGCGAGCGUGGUUCAGCGAUCGGUAUCGCUUGGCUGAGCGUGUGCUUGGUGCUGGAGGAUACGCAUGCGUACGUGUGGCAGUGAAGCUCAAGACAGGUCGACAAUAUGCAUGCAAGAUCAUACCGUUACCCACCAGCGUCGAUGAUGACGAUGAUGGUGGACUUCGCCGCUCAGGCGAUAAGAGAUCUCUUUCCAUGCUGAAGGAUCGGAUUGCCAGAGAGUACAACUUGCUGAAGAAUCUCUCCCAUCCAAACAUCAUCACCCUGGAGAAGGUGAUUCAUACUUCUCAUACCAUCUACGUAUUCCAGGAACUCGUCACUGGCGGCGAUUUGCUGUCGUAUAUGGAGAACAAAGGCCCUCUACCGGAGCCGCAAGCUGCCAUGAUCGUGAGGCAGCUUCUUGAAGCUGUCAAGUACCUUCAUGAGAAUCAAGUCGUGCACCGAGAUAUCAAGCCCGAGAACAUCCUCAUGACCUCCUGGAAAGAGGGCGCUAGGGUUGUGCUCACGGACUUUGGUCAGUCGAGGACGGCUAAGGAAGGUGAGGGUGAUGCAAAGAAAGCAGGUGUCUUUCGCAUGCAGUCGAUGAUUGGAACUCAUGGUUACACUGCACCCGAGGUGUAUCGAUACAUGUUCAAAGAUCUACAGCGCGAAUACGGCUACGGUCAAGCCAUCGAUUUGUGGUCCAUCGGCUGCGUCACGGCGACCAUCCUCACCAGCGAUCCAUUCUUCGCAGAUGUGGACGAAUGGCGUACGGGCAACAUGACCCUCUCCGAGAUCACCGAUCGCCUCACUGUCCUAGAAACGGAAGAUAAGUGGGAGCACAUCGGCCACCGCGCGAAGACGUUAAUCCGAGGAUGUCUCACGCUUGACGAAACCCAAAGACUCACAGCUGCACAAUGCCUGGCACUGCCAUGGUUCCAACACCCAUACUACAAAGCCGACUUCGACGCUGCCUACAAGCACGCCAUUGCAGACUGGACACCACGUGAGCAAGACGACGACAUCAUCGAGCUCAUCGAUACCAGCGAGCUUGUGACCGAAUCGCAGUCUGACAGUGAAGACGAAGAGAACUAUUCUCACCACUUCCAACCAGCCCCUGAAGUAAAGCCUCGUGGAACCUCGAACGACAUGGCCAGCAAAGUCGCCCGCUGGAGGCCCAUUCACAACUACCAGCUUCAUGCAAGCCCAGCAGACAUGCUGGACUCUUUCACCGAUGGCUUCGAUAGGUUCGACGAAGUGGACGGGAAUCUGAGCUUGGCUUCGCAGAAUACGGCUGCCAACCGUGCUGCGCUCCAGAUCCAUGCUCGUCAACCACUGCCGGCGACUCAUCGAAAGAGGAUUUAG